This is a messenger RNA of Dendrobium catenatum, 915 nucleotides long. RefSeq lists its product as uncharacterized. NCBI's taxonomy places the organism in Eukaryota, Viridiplantae, Streptophyta, Magnoliopsida, Asparagales, Orchidaceae. The record is from RefSeq and is a predicted model, not a curated record. Bases 1 to 915 code for a protein of 304 amino acids. The transcript has 3 exons.
AUGACAUACAGGGAUGAGCUAGAUGGCUUACUUGAGAGUCAGGUAAUAUGGGAACCAUACACUGCAGAGAUUCAUGCUCAGGUUCCACAGAUAUGCACUUCAGGUCAGGACACUUGGCUCUCCAGAGUUCCUUUGAUCAGUUGGAAAAGGGUUGAGUGGCAUCUCCCUGAUCGAGUACUACGACAAUUUGGAUACUGCCCUUCCAUUGAUAUCAUGCCAAUGGAUCCUAGUUUUGUCAGAGUUGAUGGACGUGGUAAGGCAGAUACUGAUUGGGCAUUAUAUCACCAGGCAAGUAUUGCACUAUGGGAGAGCAGGAGAGCAUACAUUGUUUCUGGAGAGAUUCCUGGGUUGGACUAUGAUUAUAAGGUGAAGCAGUACUUUGCAUGGUUUCAUUCUUGGGCUACACUAUACAUGCUAAAGCCCCCAGUGGAUCCUCCGAGUACAUACUAUCCAAGAUCACCAGCUGAACGUCACAUGCGAGAUUUCUUUGUGAGCAUGGAGAUGAGAUUGCAACCACACUUUGGCGGUACUGAGGGGACACCUUUACAGGUGGAUGUGAAUAUUGUUGGAGAUAUGUGCCAAAGAUUACAACAACAGAUAUACAUUGACGAUGCUCAUUAUUUUGACGAGGCAGAUACGCAGGUGUAUAGUCCAGCCGUUCCGACUGCAGAUCCAUAUGAUGCUGGGCCAUCCUCCUAUCCUGAUCUUGGUCCCUCUCAGAGCCACUUCACAGCUGAGUUUGACGUCGCCUCCACACCUCAGUUCGUACCUUCCUCCUUGGGAGAGCCCCCAGUUACUCAGCAAGAUGUUAGUGAUCAGGACCAGCACCAUCUACGUACCAGGCCACUACGAGCACCUCAGCAUUUUACUCCAAGCACUGAUGCGAUUUCACAUCGACAUAAAAGGAGGCAUUAG